Actinia tenebrosa (Australian red waratah sea anemone) is the source of this 1380-nucleotide messenger RNA. Its product is annotated as maleylacetoacetate isomerase. Gene Ontology annotation, cellular component: cytoplasm; mitochondrion. Lineage: Eukaryota; Metazoa; Cnidaria; Anthozoa; Actiniaria; Actiniidae. Gene Ontology annotation, molecular function: maleylacetoacetate isomerase activity; glutathione transferase activity. Gene Ontology annotation, biological process: glutathione metabolic process; L-phenylalanine catabolic process. The record is from RefSeq and is a predicted model, not a curated record.
UAUAUAUAUAUAUAUAUAUAUAUAUUUAUAGGGAUUUUAUUUAAUUAUUUUGCCAUGUCUUCAAAGCCAGUUCUAUACUCGUACUUUAGAAGUUCAUGCUCAUGGAGAGUCAGGACAGCACUUGCUCUCAAGGGAAUUGAAUAUGAAUACCAUCCUGUGAACCUUAUCAAAAAUGGAGGAGAACAGCACUCGGACGACUACAAGAAACUAAAUCCUAUUGGAGAAAUACCAACACUAGUCAUUGAUGGACACACCUUAACCCAGUCUCUAGGAAUAAUUGAGUAUUUGGAUGAGACAAGACCAGAACCACCCUUGCUUCCAAAGGGAGACCCUCACAAGCGUGCACUGGUGCGCCAAGUAAGUCUUCAUAUAGCUGCUGGGAUACAACCCAUUCAAAAUUUGAAAGUUCUUCAGUAUGUUGGUGCCGAGAAGAAGAUGGAGUGGGGCCACUACUGGAUUGAUAGAGGCUUCCAAAGUUUGGAAAAGGUGCUACAAGGAACAUCUGGAAAGUACUGCGUUGGAGAUGAGAUCACCAUGGCAGACCUGUGUCUCGUCCCUCAGGUCUAUAAUGCCAACCGUUUUAAAGUAGACAUGGCACAGUUUCCAGUCAUUUCAAGGAUUCAUGAUGCCUUAGCUCAAGUUGAUGCAUUCAAGGAGGCUCAUCCUUCUCGGCAGCCUGAUUGUCCUGAGGAGCUGAGGGAAAAUAAAUAAAUUUGUAUUUUGUGAGAAAUCCCAAAAAAAUUCCUUGCCUCUAUUUUCAUAUUUUCACAAGAUUUUUCUUCUCUUGAAAAGAAAAGACCCCUUGAUGUACUAUUUUUUAUGUUGACUCCAUGUUUGGGAUGUGAGGCAAGAGAUCUAUAGUGUUAGAUAUUUAUUAGCAUACUCAGUAUUAUACAACAUUUAGGGCUCAAAUACUAUGGAUCUCACCGAACUGUGGCGACACACCAAAAAUUUGUCUCGCUACCACACCUUAAUUUAUCUACUGACACACCUACUUUAGUCAAUGUCUUGGAUCUAGCACAUUGCCAGCAAGGUAUUCACUGUAAUACAUGUAACAAAAGUAGGCAUGUCAGUAGACCAAUUAGGGUGUGGUAAGGAGACAAAUGUUUGGCAUGUCGCCACAGUUCGGUGAGAUCCGUAGUAAGCACUAGCAAUAAUUAGAAAAGUGCAAGUACUUUUCUUUGCUUUACGAUUUAAAAAAAUCUGCUACUGAGAAAACGUUUUCAAGUAAUAAUGUUUCCUACAUGAUCUGCUAGUGGACAAGGUUAAGUUUGAGCCCUGAAUAUUAGUUUCAUUAAUAAAAGGUAAAAAGAAUUUUGGUGAUUAAUUUUUUGUGUUAAAUAGACCAUUUAAUAAAAUUCUUUGUGUGAGUUGUAUCCA